Molecule: messenger RNA, 2842 nt
Organism: Cydia pomonella (codling moth)
Lineage: Eukaryota; Metazoa; Arthropoda; Insecta; Lepidoptera; Tortricidae
Product: serine protease 42
Exons: 8
Coding region: 120-1496 (458 amino acids)
Biological process (GO): proteolysis
Molecular function (GO): serine-type endopeptidase activity
Source: RefSeq, a predicted model, not a curated record
AAUUUCUAUUAAAUGAAUUCUGUUAUUCUGUUUUUUUUUUUUAUAAUUCUUUAUUUUUUGGAUUUCAGGACAAAAACCCACAACGACGAUAUGUCAUCAACCACCCACACAUCGACACCAUGCCAGCGGUGAAAACAACAUGGCCUCCACACACACAAACACAUUCCCAAUUCCAAAAAACAUAUUAUAAAACAAGCGAAAGCGUCAAAAAGAAUUAUGGAUGCAAAAAUAGUCUCGAAAAAAAUCAUGGACGCAACACAAGACAAUGUAGAUUUCAAAAAGAGAAUAGAGAAUGCAAGAAACGGAAAGUUUUGGAGUUUACAAGAUGGCGGACGAAAAUAAAAUGGCGGCUAAGCUCGAGGGUGCUGAUUCCGCUGAUGAUUUUGAAUGUUACGGGGCGCGCGGGAGCUGUUGAAUCUCUCACCAGCCGCAUGAUCUCCCUCCUCGGCUACCCCGCCUCGUGCAGUGUGGGCGGUGAAGCCCGACCAUGCACUUUAGCCCUGACAUGUUGGCUGCGAGGCGGCGCGCGCGCUCGCGGCUGCGGCAGCGGCUGGCUGCUAACGUGCUGUGUCAGGGAGAAAGAGAGUUCCAGUAUGACCUCAUCAGAAUGGCGCUACAAGGCGCCGCCGCGCCUGCGCGUACCGCAGCGCGGUGUGGUCCCCAACAACGUAUUCCGAAGGAGAGUAGACGACGAUAACACUCAGUUGGACUGCGGUCUUCCAUCCACCCGUAUUCUGCAGAAGAGGAUCAUUGGUGGACGAGAGGCGAGGUUCGCCGAGUUUCCGUGGCAGGCGCAUGUCAGGAUCUCCGAGUUCCAGUGUGGAGGAGUUUUAGUUUCUCAUUGGUUCGUGGCGACAGCAGCGCAUUGCGUGUCGCGGGCGCAUCCGAGAGAUAUCGCGGUGUGGCUCGGAGCCUUGGACACCACUGCUGGAUCCAAUACGGCCAGGAAAGUCGGUGUCAUCCAAAAAAUUCUCCACCCGCUCUUUCAAUUCCGAAUGACGCAACCAGACCGCUACGACAUCGCUUUGCUAAAGCUCUCUCGACCAAUCGCCUAUGCCAGCCACAUACUACCCAUCUGUCUGCCGGAAGCUACCUUGGAACUGAGGGGCAAGAGUGGAGUCAUCGCUGGAUGGGGAAAAACGGAUACUAGUAAUGGACAUACUGGAACGAAUUUGCUCCGGUCAGCGACAGUGCCUAUAUUAAGUACAGAACAGUGCAUCAACUGGCACCAACGGAAACAGAUCACAGUUGAGAUCCAUUCAGAGAUGAUCUGCGCGGGCCAUUCCGACGGUCAUCAGGAUGCUUGCUUAGGCGACUCAGGCGGUCCCCUAAUAGUCUUGGACAGCGGAAGGUACUACCUGGCCGGUAUAACAUCGGCAGGUUUCGGCUGCGGAGUGGACCACCAGCCCGGGAUCUACCACAACGUGCAGUUCACUGCAAAAUGGCUUAGGAGCAUCAUCAGCCCCAACACCAACACCAACUAUAUUGACUUCUGAAGAUUCUUCUAAGAACACGAAUAACCAGAUCUUGACACAUGGUCCCAAAGAUGAAUUUUUGUUGAUACAUAGUUACAUACAUACAUUUUUGACGACCGGUUUGGCCUAGUUGGUAGUGACCCUGCCUACGAAGCUGAUGGUCCCGGGUUCAAAUCCUGGUAAGGGCACUUAUUCGUGUGAUGAGCAUGGAUAUUUGUUCCUGAGUCAUGGGUGUUUUCUAUCUAUGUAUUUAAGUAUUUAUAAAUAUUUAUAUAUUAUAUAUAUCGUUGUCUAAGUACCCUCAACACAAGCCUUAUUGAGCUUACUGUGGGACUUAGUCAAUUUGUGUAAUAAUGUCCUAUAAUAUUUAUUUAUUCAUUUAAUCCGUACAAACAUAGUUACAUACAUACAUAAGGUCAUCCAGGGCAAUUGCGACCAUGAGUCCAAUGCAACUGUUUAAAAAUACAAGAAGUAUUGAGCUAGCCUCUUGUACUCAUGACAUACUUUCAUCAGUCAUUAUAAUUCUCAUUAUUACUCACUUCUUAAGAGUGCAUUUGCCCCAUAGUUGCAAUUGUCCUGGCUGACCUUACAUACAUACAUAGGUACAUUGCAAGUUAAUAAAAAGCUUGUAACUAUAUCAAAUCGUUAAAACAGAAUGGGCUCCAGUAGAUCGAUUCUGAUUUUAAACUUUUUACCGUUUUGAUACGACCUAGACUACCGUCAAAGAGAAUUUGAAAUACUUAAAGCUGGAUUGUAAAAGAAAAUAUUGUAGCCACGUAAAGGUGCGACCAGACCGCAGCUUAAAAAACGGUCACGAUACGGAAUCGCAGUGACGCGUCGUAUGCGUACCGUUUUUGAUGAUCUGCGUAAAAAUUGCAAAAAAUAUUACACGGAGAUCUUAUGGCAGACACCACACCGAUGACGUAAAAGACGCAAAGAUUUGCGAACAAAAAAGAUUCGCGUGAAGCACGUCACUGUGAUUCCGUACCGUCACCGUUUUUUAAGCAGCGGUGUGGGGAGCAUGCGUCAAAAACGGUGCGCAUACGACGCGUCACUGCGAUUCCGUAUCGUGACCGUUUUUUAAGCUGCGGUCUGGUCGCACCUUAAAUUUACUGCCAUCCUGCCAUAAGUUAUACAUGUGUGCGAGUCGCGUGUACACAAAGAAAAUCGGCGUGAUAUAAAAACACAAUUUUGUCUUAACUUAUCUUUUAAGUCUUGUGACUAUCUCGCCAUUUUCUUGCAUUUAACUUUUUAUUAUAAUUAAUCUUAAUCACUGCUGAUUUGAUCUCCCGUUUUGUAUUUAUAACAUUUUACUUGUAUUUUGUAUCGUUGUGCAAUUUUAUUGUGAAAUAAAAAAUAAUAAGCAA